Messenger RNA from Aspergillus luchuensis, 1920 nucleotides. Its product is annotated as transcription factor domain-containing protein. NCBI's taxonomy places the organism in Eukaryota, Fungi, Ascomycota, Eurotiomycetes, Eurotiales, Aspergillaceae. The transcript is spliced from 9 exons. The coding region runs from base 1 to 1920 and encodes 639 amino acids. Gene Ontology annotation, biological process: DNA-templated transcription. Gene Ontology annotation, molecular function: zinc ion binding; DNA binding. The record is from RefSeq and is a predicted model, not a curated record.
AUGGAGAGACUAGGGAUACUAGUCGUCCUCCGUGGGGGGCGCUUCCGUUUCCAUGGCUCGGGUCUCAAACGGUGUUUUGGCCCCUUCGUCAGGAAUCCCUCUAGUCUCUAUAUAUUCCGUGCUAAGACGACAGCAUCAACCCCCGUCGCUCCCGGCCCGCGCAUACUAGAUGCCAAGGCCAUGUCAGAUCCGCACUCGGCUCAGGAUGGGCCCUUAACCAAAGGUUCCCCCUCUGCCGGGACAGCAUCAACUCUUGAUGGGAAUGAAUGGAUGCAGAAACUGGCUAAACUAUGUGGCCCCAGCGCUACCCUGCGCAACGUUGGAACUCCAAUGGCUGAAAUAGAGUCUAUGUUUGACUCUGUUUUCCCGCGAAACCCAGUCGAAACCAUUCGGGAUUUGCAGUCCGCUCAGUCCGUCAACACGGUCCAGCUAUACGGCAGCAAUGAGGACAUACUGGAUGCAUACUACAUUUUCAUACAUUCAUACUAUCCCAUCCUUCCUCCGCCUGAUCGUUUGCCUGUUACCCACAAUCCAGUUAGGGUGGACCAUCCGGAUGAGUUCAGGCCGGCAAGUCCACUCGCGCUAGCCAUCUCAGCGAUGGUGGCGCUGGUUCCCCACAAAGAUGUGAAAUAUCCUGCCAGACCAGAAUAUGUCAGCAUCCGAAGAGAGGUUUCACUGCGAUUUGCCAAAGCCGCAUAUGCGGUGAUUGCUCGGGAUUACCAGCCGCUACGGGCCCCUGGUCGGUUCGAAGGCUCUUUGCGCGAUUCUAUCGGUCGGCCACCGUUUCACUCCAAACUCCCUGUGUGCCUGGAAGGAGUUAUUGCACUAUCUAUCCUGUGCUUCUAUGAAUAUGGCCAGCAAGGGAAUCUCGAUAACUCGGCAAGGUUAGCGAAUGAGGCUUUGGAAAUGGCCUUCAUGCUAGGACUGCAUGAGUCUCUGGAGGAGAAUGAGUAUGCCUUGGCCCGGCGCAGGUCAUGGUGGUUUGUGUAUAUGGCCGCAAGCCAUAUGGCAACGGUGACUGGCAUGCCGGCCUCGUUUGAUGUGUACGAUCCUUCAUUUGUGACCCCAUAUCCAAAAGACUGGAGGCUCCGUGUUGAAGCCCAACAAACUUUAUAUGAAGCUGGUAUUUUUGCCGUUGAGCUUGACGAGACUAUACGGCGCCGAGAGGAUGUGUCAUGGAUUCAAAAGCGGAUGUCCGAGCUCGAUAAUCAGAUUACCUCACUGCUAUUUGAGUGCCGAGAUAAACUGUCAGCAACCCAGGGCCCACAGCCAAACUGUGUCGAAUCGGUGGCCGCAAGCGCUUUGAGAUCGUAUGCUGAGAUUAAAUUGCACAGUGCUCGGAUCAAAUUGCACCGAUAUUGUGCCUUUCAAGAUGUGCCCAUGUUCUCUGAACAGCCUGGUCCGCAUCCAGGCUUGUGUGCCAACAAAAGCAUAGACGAAGGUCGAGCAUCCAGUGAUACGACCUUGCUGCAGCGUCCCGCUUCGAUGCAACAAUUUGGCAUCCAGUUCCCCUUCUCAUCGCACACAUCCUCAGUGAUCUGUGUCCAUGCAGCCAUAAACGUUGUAACUUUGUUGGACAGUCUUCCAUUUCCUAACCCAACUAAUGAUGACUCUCCGACCAAUUUACCGUACAUAUUCCAGAACUAUGAGGUUCCCCGGGCCAUGCCCACUUUGAUCUGUUGCGCCAUGCAGGCGGGCUAUACGAUGCUGACUCUGAGUUGCAAAACAAGGCCUUUCGUUACAAAGGUGCCGGAUUCGAAUGCAGGUGACUUUCCAUUAGCAGGACUGAGGAACGAGCUGGAACAGAGCCUACGAGUAGUAGCGAAGUUCCUGGCGAAUCAUGCAAUUGCCUUUGAGGCAAUCCAAGGAAUGCGUGACGAGAUGGUGGAAGCAAUAGAACGUGAAUUCGGCAAGCCUUGA